CAUUUGUGUUUGUGUUUCUUUUUGUCUUUGCCAACACAAUAAUUUGUGUUUCCUUUGCUUUGAUUUUUUUGUGUAUGCAAAUGAAUAAGAAUAUGGCAAUUGUGUUUGUGAUUUGUUUUUGGUUUUGUCUUUGGUGAAGCAAAGACAAUACAUCUACAUAUGUGAUGGAUUUGGUGACGGCUUCUCGAUGUGGCAAACAAAAAGGCGAAACGAAAACAACGAUGACAACAAUGGCAGCAGCAUAAAAAAAAACAAACCCAGUGGCAGCAGCUCAAACAAAUUUUUCACUGACCCAACGGCGGAGCAAGAACAACAACAAGAACAACAAGAAGAACAAGAACAACAUGAAGGGCAUGCCACAAUAUCACGACAUCACACGCAUAAAAUUUGUUCGGAGUGAGAAAGUAAAAGAAGAAGAAGCAGAAGAAAGAUGCACUCGAACGAGAAAAAGCAAAUCCCUUUGAGUGGAAGGAACCGCAGGGCAAGUUGAGAGUUCCUUGGUUGGUUGCCUUGGUUGGUGGGUUUUGCUGGGGUGUUUGCUUGUUGGCCAAGUUUUGCACAGAAAGCAACAGCCAGCACUUAAUUUACGAAUA
Molecule: messenger RNA, 593 nt
Organism: Drosophila sulfurigaster albostrigata
Lineage: Eukaryota; Metazoa; Arthropoda; Insecta; Diptera; Drosophilidae
Exons: 3
Coding region: 188-400 (70 amino acids)
Source: RefSeq, a predicted model, not a curated record